AUGUCGUGUCCAGCUCUCCUCACAGCGCCUCCUGGCGUCAUUCCCUUGUUCAAGAUCCUAGGCAACACGGUGGCUUUCGCCGAUACGCUUUACCUAUUCACUGCUAACGACUUCCUCACCUUCGCCAUCCCUACCACACUUUUCGCAACAUUCGGUUCCCUCUCCGGCCCCGUCAUAACAACCAACCCCUCGCCCUCUCUGGUUUCAAUCCUGUCCCGCAUACCCAUCGCACUUUUAGUCGUCUGGGCAAAUCUCCUCAUCUUCAACAUCUCCAACCAACGCUCGCCCUUAGUAGUUGAAGACAAAGUUAACAAACCCCACCGCCCCCUCCCCAGCGGCCGAGUUACAAGCGAUGGCGCCAGAAGAAUACUACUUGUCACCAUCCCACUCGUCCUCCUGCUCGGCUGGGCCCUGAACUGCUGGCAAGAAACCCUCAUGCUUUUCAUGAUGACGUGGAUGUACAACGCCAUGGGCGGAAGCGAUGAUAAUUGGGUGCUGCGAAACUUGUUCGUUGCGCUGGGGUAUGGGAUGUACUCUUCUGCCGCGCUGCGCGUUAUGAUCGGGGUUGGGGAGGAAGUUACGAGUAAAGGUUUGCAGUGGGUUGGCGGAGUCAUGGUGGUGAUGUUUGGGACGCAGCAUAUUUGCGAUAUUAAGGAUGUGGAGGGAGAUAAGGUGAUGGGGCGACGGUCGGCGCCUAUUGUGCUGGGGAAUGAUCUGGUGCGGUGGAGUGUCGCCCCCCCAGUCGUCGUUGGCUCGAUGGUAUGCUCCUACUUCUUCGACCUCGGUAUCAGCUCCUAUGUCAUCGCCUUGGCUAUUGGAGGACUCGUAGCAUUCAGGACGCUGGCAUAUCGUGGUCUCAGGUCCGACAAGAUGACCUGGAAGGUGUGGACGCUGUGGAUUUGCUGGCUUUCGCGCUGCCGUUGA
Molecule: messenger RNA, 924 nt
Organism: Trematosphaeria pertusa
Lineage: Eukaryota; Fungi; Ascomycota; Dothideomycetes; Pleosporales; Trematosphaeriaceae
Exons: 2
Coding region: 1-924 (307 amino acids)
Cellular component (GO): membrane
Molecular function (GO): transferase activity, transferring alkyl or aryl (other than methyl) groups
Source: RefSeq, a predicted model, not a curated record